AUGCCUCGAAAACGCACCCGCGGCGAGAUGGAGGCUUCAGAGACGGAGGAGAAAAAGCAAGAGCCUUCACUACUCUCAAGAAUACGGAACAUGUGGGAAUUUGCCUCCGUGAUGCAGUAUAUCUUCACCUUUGGGAAAGCUGUCAAGAUUGAUGAGGACUUUGACAUCGAGGAUUUUGAGAACGAAUGCCUAAAGCCAGGCUACUCUGAAAAACUUGAAGAAAUCGGCCUCACGCUUCUGAAAUGGAUCUCAUCCCAUCGAGGACUCAACUAUGACAUCUGGGACGAGUACACUCGACGACAAUACCUCGCUAAAGCACCACAACUCAACCCCUACGGAGACGAAGAAGAUCCUAAGCGCUUUCGCAACUUCGACAUCUUCACCAAAAUACGAGUCCUCCACCAAUUGACGGUAUGGACGUUUUGGAACCCGGACCGCAUGCGGGAGAAGAUGCCUGAACAUCCGCGGGAGACAGAUCAAACCGAAUGGCGCAUUGAGGAGUUUGGCUACGAUAGACAUGAUCGACAAUACUACCUUCUCGAUGAUAACCGAUUCUACCGGCGCACUGAUCCUCCACUGCCGCCUGCCCCAAAAGCCAAACUCAAGGCAAAUUCAAAGAAGGCCAUUGCGGCCAGACGAAGAGAAAGCAAGCGCAGAAAACUCGAGUCUGAGACACCCGAAGUUGAAGAUGAGCAGCAGGGAAGCACCAAUGAAACUGAAGUCGUUGACAAGAAGCUGGAAAGCUGGGAGAUCGACACACUCGGUGGUUAUAAGUGGGAAUGCGUCGCCAUUACUCUUUCUGACUACCAUGAAUUGUGCGAGAGUCUCAAGAAGACAAAAGACCCAAAUGAAAAGGCUCUACGAGAACGGCUCACGGAGGAGGUCAUCCCGGUCAUUGAAGCUGCUGAAGAGAAACAACGCCGAAAGAUCGAGAGACGAGAACGAGAACUUAUGCUGAUGGAGAAGAUGGUCGGCGCCAAGCGAUCAAGCCGUCUUGCGGACAAACAUGACAGAGAACGACGAGAGGCCGAAGAAGUCGAGGCCGAACGUAAGAGACUGGCCGAUUUGGCUGCUGCGCAGCGCGAACAAGAGAGACAAGAGAAGAUGGAGAGAGAAAGACAAUAUCGAAUGAUGACACGAGAACAACGAAUCAAGGACCGAGAAUACAGACGGAUUCUGAAAGAAGAGGAGCUUGCAAGAGAUGCCCUCGAACAGCAACGUAUCGAGGAAGGUCAGAUUCGGGGUUCUGGGAGACAUCUCAAAGAGCGGAUCGAAAGGAACAAGAAGGAACUUGAGGACCUCGAUGCCGAAGAAGACUGGACCUUUGAUUGUUCUGGCUGCGGCAUGCACGGCAAGAACUUUGAUGAUGGAUCUCAUAGCGUCGCUUGUGAGAGAUGCGGUGUCUGGCAACACAGCAAAUGCUUGGGAAUCUCCAAAUCCGCGGCCGAGAAAGACGACUUUCAUUUCGUCUGCGAUGAUUGCAAGCGCAAGGAAGAGGAUGCAAAGAAACCGAAGAUCUCUCUCAAAUUCAAGGUUGGAACAUCGUCGUCGCCAUUUCAACCAAGUCCUCCACAAACAACUGCUCAAGCACCUGCCAGGUUGCAACUCGCCGGUGUUGAGAUCCCCAGCCACAAUGUCGUGCAUCCACCAAGUCGGGGGUCUAUGGCAAAUGGCUAUCAGUCCCAGUCAUCGCCGCCUAGUCAGUCAGCACCUUCUCCGUCGCGUGCACCACAUGUCCAUAACGACGGCACCCAGAAAUACGCAUAUUCGCGACCCGCUCAUGGCGCUCCUCAACAUGCACAACCCAAUGCAGCUAGCAAUGGGACGUCUCUACCAAACUCUCACCCACGGCCAAUUGAUUUCCAUCAAGGACACCUUGCUGAUCCUCUUCGUGGAAAUCAGACUUCACAGCAGCCUUAUCCGAUUCCCUUGAGCAAUGGUCCAGCGAGGAGUCCGCCUCUGCAAGCUGCAUCCGGUCAUUCCCCCUACUCAAACGGGACUCCGUAUCAAUACCAACACUAUCUCCCUGGUCAGAGACCACUGUCAGCCGAACAAAACACUCCUCGUCAACCAUCACAAACCGUCGCGAAUGGACAGCCCACAACUGGCAGCGGCCGUCUCCCAUCUCCAGUGAUUAACCGCCCAACCAUGUCUCCUACACAAGGCAAUAUGGAUGUUGGCCCUGUUGCGGGCAUCGGUCAGAGGUCACCAGCUCGGGAUCAACACGCCGUGAAUGGCACCGUGCCCUCCAUUAAUGGAUAUCCACAACAAGCUCCCAAUGGUGUACUAUCCCAACCGCAGGGUACACCUCGUCCCCCGAGUCAAGCUCAACCAGCACAGACUCCCAAAACACAACCAUUCUCAGGUCUUUCGCCGAAGAAGCAGCAAACUCCCGUCCCACUUAGUCGUCCAUCAGUGAUACCACAGAAACCAAAUAACAUGUCCCCACCCCUGACAAACAUUUCCCAGUAUACAACUUCUACUGGGUCUGGUCCAGCGGAGAGGAGAACAGUUAGCGGCACACCAAUCCUUCCUCCUGUGGAGGAUCUGAGACCAAGUCCUGAGCAGCUGAGAAACAUGAGCAGCACUGAACCGGUGCCGACGCCUAGUAAGCAAUCUCAACCAUCCCCUCAACCUGUCGCAGGAAUGGAAGGGGAGAGAUCUAUCCAAGGUCCAGCGACGUCGGGUCCUGCCAAUACCGGUACUUCUGCUCAUGAGAUAUCUUUUGCUGGGGCAAACGAGAGCAAGAGCGGAUGA
Molecule: messenger RNA, 2757 nt
Organism: Capronia epimyces CBS 606.96
Lineage: Eukaryota; Fungi; Ascomycota; Eurotiomycetes; Chaetothyriales; Herpotrichiellaceae
Exons: 5
Coding region: 1-2757 (918 amino acids)
Biological process (GO): regulation of DNA-templated transcription
Cellular component (GO): RSF complex
Source: RefSeq, a predicted model, not a curated record